CCCCAACCCAUUGACAGGGCGCAAAGCAGGCUUUGCAUCUCCCCGACCGUAGCAGCACACCUCUAGUUCCACUCAGGUCGCCAGGAUGUCUUGGAAGCUGGGCAAGAGCAAGUCGAAGCAGGCCGCUAACGGGCUGUCCAUCCAGGACAUGGACGCGCGUUCGACGACGCCGACUCCAGGCAACCCGAGCGGGAAGCUGCAGUCCGGGCUGCUUGCGAUUCGUGUGCUAUGGGCGGAGGGCCUCGUGCUACCGGGGGGCGCCGCGCCCCCGCCCGCGGUGCAGGCCGCGCUGUCCUCGCAGCAGGCGAAGGUGGCCGCGAGCGUGUCGCCAUCGAGCGUGACGCAGCACCGGCUCGCGAACCGCAAGAGCAACCGGGACAGCGUGCAGCGGACGCAGUGCUGGUGGUUGCCGUACCUCGUCAUGGAGUUCGAGGUGAACCAGGUGCUGAUCACCCCGCUGGGCGGCGACCUCGGCAAGCCGCUGUACAUGUAUGAGACGACCUUCGAUGUGUCGCGUCAUUCCGAGAUCUCCAUCCAAUGCUACCUGCGGACGGAGGAGCCGAAGCGCGGUGGGGAUGGCAUCGCGGACGACAUGGGAAACGAUAUGUUCCUAGGCGGCGUGCGGUUCAUGCCCGACUUCGAUGACUCGUCGUCGCAAGACCAGUGGUAUGACCUUGCGGGCGGCGCGGGAAGGAUCCAGAUCGGUGUGGCGUUCAAGCCCAGCAGCGGCCAAUCCCUUACCAUUGACGACUUCGAGCUGAUCACUGUCAUCGGAAAGGGAAGCUUCGGGAAGGUCAUGCAAGUCCGGAAGCGCGAUACCUCCCGUAUCUACGCGCUGAAGACGAUCCGCAAGCAAUACAUUGUCCAGCGCGGCGAGAUUACACAUACCCUGGCCGAGCGCCUAGUGCUCGCGCGCGUGAACAACCCUUUCAUCGUGCCCCUGAAGUUUAGCUUCCAGUCGGAGCAGAAGCUCUACCUUGUGCUCGCUUUCGUCAACGGCGGAGAGCUCUUCCACCACCUGCAGCGGGAGCAGAGGUUCAACGAAGUACGGUCGCGGUUCUACAGCGCAGAACUACUUCUUGCUCUUGAGCAUCUCCACGAGCUGGACGUCGUGUACCGCGACCUGAAGCCCGAGAACAUCUUGCUUGACUACACGGGCCACAUCGCUCUUUGUGAUUUCGGCCUGUGCAAGCUCAACAUGAAGGACUCGGACAAGACCAACACGUUCUGCGGGACGCCCGAGUACUUGGCGCCGGAGAUCCUUUGUGGACAGGGUUACAACAAGACCAUCGACUGGUGGACGCUCGGCGUGCUUCUGUACGAGAUGUUGUCUGGCCUGCCACCCUUCUAUGAUGAGAACACGGACACUAUGUACCAGAAAAUCCUGCACGACCCACUCGUCUUCGGCGACGAUAUUGGCGUCGAAGCGCGCAGCAUCCUCACUGGCCUUCUCACCCGCGACCCCACGCAGCGCCUUGGCGUUAACGGGGCCGAGGAGAUCAAAUCGCACCCGUUCUUUGCAAAGCACAUCGACUUCCAGAAGUUGGUGCAGAAGAAGAUCCAGCCGCCUUUCAAGCCGAGUGUCUCGAGCCCUGUUGAUGUAUCCAACUUCGACACCGUCUUCACGACCGAGGCUCCCAUGGACAGUGUUGUCGAGGGAUCGCAACUGUCACAGACCGUCCAAGCCCAGUUCGCAGGCUUCUCGUACGACGGCACCCACAUGCCUGUCAGCCCGUCGUAAACCGCCACGCUCAUUGCCCAUCAUCUACACCUACAUCUACAUUGUUCCAUCGGUCAUCAUGCAUACCAUACGUCUCGGAGGAAAGUUACUUACACGUCCUGGGUUUGUUCUCUAUACGCCUACCUCUGUCCUUCCUUACAUACAACAUCGCUAAUCGCUCCCUGCUCGUUGUCGCGUUCGCUUUGUGUGUCUCCGUUAUCAGCGCUUGCGCACCAUAGUACAUAGUAAUACCACAUCAACGCUGCGGCACAUUUCCG
Messenger RNA from Trametes versicolor FP-101664 SS1, 1998 nucleotides. Its product is annotated as AGC/Akt protein kinase. Lineage: Eukaryota; Fungi; Basidiomycota; Agaricomycetes; Polyporales; Polyporaceae. The transcript has 10 exons. The record is from RefSeq and is a predicted model, not a curated record. Gene Ontology annotation, biological process: protein phosphorylation. Gene Ontology annotation, molecular function: protein serine/threonine kinase activity; ATP binding. The coding region runs from base 86 to 1741 and encodes 551 amino acids.